This is a messenger RNA of Salvia splendens (bonfire salvia), 489 nucleotides long. RefSeq names its product aspartic proteinase 36-like. The record is from RefSeq and is a predicted model, not a curated record. The transcript is spliced from 3 exons. NCBI's taxonomy places the organism in Eukaryota, Viridiplantae, Streptophyta, Magnoliopsida, Lamiales, Lamiaceae. The coding region runs from base 32 to 268 and encodes 78 amino acids.
GCAUACCCCCUUCACUUAGCUACUCGACAUCAUGCAGAUAUUAACACAUAUUGCCUUAUCAGACAAGCUUGCUGUAUAUGAUGUUGAAAAUCAGACGAUAGGAUGGGUGCAAUAUAACUGUUCAUCGAGCAUCAAAGUGAGGGACAAUGCGACCGGGAAUGCUUAUGAUGUUGUCGCCCACGACAUAUCUUUCGAUUCCACCAAUUUGAGAGCUGACAUUGUUUCUACCCUUAUGUUAGUAGCCGUUGUUCUCAGCCUGAUCGUGUGAGCACUCGAACGAGAAGCAUAUGGUCGUUUCGUAUAGUGAAUGGCUUGGCCAUGGAUCGGAUCUCCAUGUUGCAAGGUGAAAUGUAGUGUCUAAGAAUGGUGGAAAUGUGAGAAUAGUUUCUUUUACGUUAAUCCUCAAGAGAUUGCUGCUUUUAAAAGAUUUGAUUGAAAUGUGAGACUUAUUUCAUUUUGAUGGUAUAGAAAUUACCCAAGCAAUGUAAA